This is a messenger RNA of Cetraspora pellucida, 321 nucleotides long. The record is from the annotation of a GenBank genome assembly. Lineage: Eukaryota; Fungi; Glomeromycota; Glomeromycetes; Diversisporales; Gigasporaceae.
ACAAAGAAUUGAUUUCUGACAUGUCUUCAUACUAUGAAAGAUGUACUCCCAUUGAACAACAGGAAUACUGUUCCAGUUUAGAAGCAUUACUUAACAAACUUCUUGUAGAAGGGAAAACUAAUAUUAAUAAAAUUAUUGAUGCUAUUAAACAGUUAGAUCAAGGAAUUGAUAAUGAAGAAACAUUAUUAGCUUAUAAUAUUGGUUCAGAAGAGAUCCUUGAACUUUUAUAUGAAAUGCAACAAGACACUGUAGAAGAUUUGAGACAUAUAGAUAAUGAGCAAAUGUAUGUUCAACAAGGUGAAGAGAUGCCAGAAUCACAAG